Messenger RNA from Megalobrama amblycephala (Wuchang bream), 1131 nucleotides. It is a transcript of the gene rabac1, whose product is annotated as Rab acceptor 1 (prenylated). The record is from RefSeq and is a predicted model, not a curated record. Bases 132 to 704 code for a protein of 190 amino acids. Gene Ontology annotation, cellular component: Golgi apparatus. NCBI's taxonomy places the organism in Eukaryota, Metazoa, Chordata, Actinopteri, Cypriniformes, Xenocyprididae. The transcript is spliced from 6 exons.
GAGGCAGUCGUCAGUUCGACUCAUGAUUACGUCUACAGAAGAAGAUCGUCAACGUCACUGCUGGCUAACCACAUCAUAUCCGCCGAGCAUCAACACACUGGACACAUCUACGGAAAGUACUACACCUUGAUAUGGAUGGAAAAGCAAGUGACCCCUUCAGCAGUGAGGCAGAACAGCUUCCUGGGGCAGGAGUCAUGGGGAGGCUUUGGCUGCCCAAAGGUCUGUCUGGUACUGUGGUUAAGGAUUGGGUGGACCGCAGGCGAAAGUCCAUCCGUCCAUGGGCCGGCUUUGUAGAUCAGCGCAAGUUCUCCAAACCUCGGAAUUUUGGAGAGCUGUGCCAGCGUGUGGUGAGGAACAUGAACACCUAUCACAGCAACUACACCUUCAUCUUCCUGGGUCUCAUCCUCUACUGCAUUAUCAGUUCCCCGAUGCUCUUGAUUGCUUUGGGAGUGUUUGCUGGUGCCUUCUAUAUAAUCCACUUGAAAACACUGGAAAAGAAGCUGGUCGUUUUUGGUCGUGAGUUGACUCAGGGACACCAGUUAGGUUUAGCCGGAGGGGUGUCCUUCCCUGUGUUCUGGCUCGCAGGGGCAGGAUCUGCUGUGUUCUGGAUACUAGGUGCUACGCUAGUUGUUAUCGGGUCUCAUGCGGCCUUUCAUGAACUGGAGUCGUCUGACAUGGAUGAGCUGCUCAUGGAACCUGUUUAAACCUCUCACCUUUGACCUUUUGGCUCAUGCUAACCGAAAAUGUCUUGCCUCAUCAUUUACAUUGCCACAUAUUGGUUGCACUAAUUUGACAAUAUUAGUUUACGCACAGAUUGGCCAGCAAAGAAGACUGUUAAACUGAAUUCACCCAAGACAGAUCAAGCACAUUAAAACACCUCAAAUGCCUUUACUGGUACCAAUUGAAUAUCAUGUUUAUUUGUUACAUUAUUUAUUUCCAAAAUAUCCUCAAAGCACAAACUAAAUGCACUGUGACCUAAAGCAAAAAUGCAGUUUAGUAGUAAAAACUAUUUCAAGUUAUACUAUCCUUAAAGGCAGAGUUUACCCAAAUCUUGGGAGUUCCAAACUGGAACACAAAAGAAGAUAAUUUUGAAGUUUUUUUCCAAAAUGAAAGAAACAGGGUCCAAAACAA